This is a messenger RNA of Strongylus vulgaris, 396 nucleotides long. Lineage: Eukaryota; Metazoa; Nematoda; Chromadorea; Rhabditida; Strongylidae. The record is from the annotation of a GenBank genome assembly.
AUGAAAUCAGCCACAAGAAAGCUUCAGAGUGAUAUAAAUCAGCCAAUGCAGAAGCACAUUAAUCGAAAGAUAUUGGAAGAUUGUUCUUUAUUUGAAACACAGAGAAAAACAAUUUUGGCAUGGUGUAAAUAUGACCGCAAAAUAAUAAAUUCAUCGCGACUUCUUUUACGAAUCACAACUUCUUCAUACCAUUCAUUCAAUCACGAUCACAUCCCUGUUUUUUUAGCGAUCAAAUCAGCUAUUCUGAUCCAAAAAUGGUAUCGUCGUUGUCAGGCUCGGUUAGAGGCGCGUCGGCGUGCCACAUGGACGAUAUUCACAACAUUGGAAUAUGCUGGAGAGCAGGAUCAGUUGAAGGUAAGUGAUGUAUGGAAGAACGUUGAAACAACUCUCCUAUAG